Molecule: messenger RNA, 4055 nt
Organism: Mus caroli (Ryukyu mouse)
Lineage: Eukaryota; Metazoa; Chordata; Mammalia; Rodentia; Muridae
Source: RefSeq, a predicted model, not a curated record
GAAGAAAUCGGGCGCUAAGGCGCUCAGAAGGAUUCCGAGGGUGAGCAGCCCCGCUGAGGACGCGGCAGGGAGGGGUCUAGAGGAGACAAGGCGCGGGAAGGUGCAGGUCGUUGAGACCGAGUGUCGUGGGAACCGAGAGGCCAGAAGGACAGGACCUGCCAGACGAGUACAUCCAGGGCUGGCCUCCAUCCACCGCGUGACGGGUGCCAUCCUCGGGUCCGCCAUCCCCGCGCCGUCGCCGCCGAGCUCGACCUCCAAAAACAGCGGAAAGAAUCACAUGAGCUCGGUCCUCGUCCCUCUCUACCCUCAACGACGUAAAAGGACACCGUGGCCCUCAGCCUCGCGACGCCCGGGAAGCUGGGAGAGAGACCUCCGUCCCGCGGCCUGCAGAGCGGACCCUUCGCGGAGACCCGAGAGCCUCUGGAUCCCAGGAUCCCUCGCCUAUUCCUUCCGCCGCUCUGCUCUUGGGCUGUGCACGUGUCCUGUGCGUGCAGGAUCUCGGCCUAGAAGAGGGCCAUGCAGCUGGAGAUCAAAGUGGCCCUCAACUUCAUCAUCUCCUACUUAUACAACAAGCUGCCCCGCCGCAGGGCAGACCUGUUUGGGGAGGAGCUAGAGCGGCUUCUGAGAAAGAAAUAUGAGGGCCACUGGUACCCGGAGAAGCCGUUGAAGGGUUCUGGCUUCCGCUGUGUCCACAUUGGGGAAGUGGUAGACCCUGUGGUGGAGCUGGCUGCCAAGCGGAGCGGCCUAGCCGUAGAGGAUGUGCGUGCCAACGUGCCCGAAGAGCUGAGUGUCUGGAUUGACCCUUUCGAGGUAUCCUACCAGAUUGGCGAGAAGGGAGUCGUGAAGGUCCUGUACCUGGGUGACAGUGAGGCGGGUGGUACCCCAGAGCUGGACAAAGAGAUCAAGAGCAGCUUCAACCCUGACGCCCAGGUGUUUGUGCCCAUCGGCAGCCAGGACAGCUCUCUGUCCAGCUCUCCCUCGCCGUCCUUUGGCCAGUCACCCAGCCCCACCUUCAUCCCCCGGUCUGCCCAGCCCAUCACCUUCACUACUGCCUCUUUUGCUGCCACCAAAUUUGGUUCCACUAAGAUGAAGAAGGGUGGUGGGGCAUCUAGCGGUGUGAGUGUGGGUGGCAGCGGGACGGGUGGCCAGCAGCCGCCGCCACAGCAGCCUCACAUGGCCCGCUCACCCACAAAGAACCUGCUGAAACACAAGAGCCUCUCUCUGUCUAUGCAUUCACUGAACUUCAUCCCAGCCACUCCGGCCCCCCAGUCCCAGCUCUCCCCCAAUGCCAAGGAGUUUGUGUACAAUGGUGGCGGCUCACCCAGCCUCUUCUUCGAUGGGGUGGACGGCCCGAGCACCAGCACCGCGGCCCCCUUCGGGAGUGGUGGAGCCAGCACUUGCAACAGCAGCAGCUUUGAUGUGUCCCAGGUGUUCGGAGGCGGUGCUAACAGCCUGUUCUUGGAGAAAUCACCCUUUGUGGAAGGCCUCAGCUACAACCUGAAUACCAUGCAGUAUCCCAACCAGCCCUUCCAGCCUGUCGUGCUGGCCAACUGACCGUCUUCCCAUCUGCCAGGCCAGGAGCACACACGACCGCAGGCAAGUGAACGGAAAGGCCCAAACGCAAGAGGGAAAGAAAACUGUACAGAAAGAUUCCAGUCUUCUCAUUCUCCCAGCUAGGAAAAGGAUUCACCCAGGCACAGAGUAAGAGGGGCUCCCGAAGCAACAAGUGUUGGACUCGGCCCCUGACUAUUCUGCCUGCCUCUGAUUUCAUUUGGUUGGUUUGGAUUUUGUAAUUUUUUUUUUUUACAUGUAGUUUUCUAUAUGACAACUUUAAUUAGUGGUUUCCUGUGCUAAGAGUGGUCCAGAUGUGAAUUGCUGCUCCCUACUCCCUCCCUCACGCCCCUUUGGGAUCAGUGUGUUGAGGCUCACCGGGAAGGAAGAGCUGAAACAGGGAGAGGCUGACCCCGUGUCCACAAACCCCAACUAGCUGUCUUCUCAGGGCCUGCCACCCAAAUAAGUCUGGCCCUAGCCUCAACUCUCUCUCAGGCUGGGCCACAGGAAGCUGCUGACUGGCCACUUGACACCCUCCCCCUAAAGCUAAUGUCUGUGACUAUAGGGAGGUUAGCACUUUUUCUAAUUGAAAUUCUUCUCUGUCCUGUGGCCCCAUCCCUCACCCGCUCUUGGCCUGGACCAGAUAUAUGCAGCCUCUUUCUCCAGCACAGCUUUUCCCUGAGCCUGAGGAUAGGGCAGAGUUUAGAGGGUGGGGUAAGUGUAUGUUUUCAUGUAUGCAUUCAUGCCUGUGAGUGUGUGGCUUGCUGUCGUGUCCUCCGGGAUCCCAAGCCACGCGGAUCUUCCCUCUGUAGUUGGGUCCUGGGUUCUAUCACGUGCUUAUUUAUGUACAAGGUUGGGGGGUGGACCCAGGGUGGGUUGAUUGUCUCUUUGUAAGGAAGUAUGUGGGGGGGGGGGUGACACGAGGCUAAGCCUGAGAAACCCCAGGUGACAGCACUGCAUAAGAAACUGGUUUCCCAGACUGCAGAGGGAGCUGCACUUGUUUUGACCAAAACCAAAAAAACAAAACAAAACAAAAACAAAAAUAACUCUGAAGGGCGGGAGGAAUCCCCAAGCCUGAUGCCUGAGAGGAGUCCCUAGACUUCAGCAACUCCGCUGCGUGGCCUGAGCCCAGCGGAGGGAUGGGGAGAGAAUUUGGAGUCCGUGCCUGUGGUGGGCAAUCCUGAGCCUUCAGUUGAGGCAGUGCUUUUUGGUUGUAGGUGUAAAUGCAUUUGCACCCAUCUGCAACUUCUUGGUUCCUAUCUCCUGCCAUACUUUGUCUGCCCUCACCUAGCACUACUUGACCUUGAGGCUCUGAGAUAUCUCCUGGGCAGAGGAGAAGCUCCUGCACCAGAAAGCACCAAAGCCCCUGGCACCCAUCUUACUCCACUCUCCCCAGGGACUCCCAGGUGGGAACUGCUGUGGCAGUGAGCUCAGCCCGGACAGACACUGCCAACCCUGUCUCCUGGCACUGGGCUACAGCUCUACCUCCCCAAGCAGGGCGAGGCCCCGCCUUCUCAGCCUAGCACCACCUGUCCCUGAGUCUUCUCCAGCUUGCCCAUCAUUCUCAGUGCCCACACAGGUGACAGUCCCAGGUAGAUAACCUCCAUGGGACAAUUUGGGUGUUGCCUUACCCCCCUGCCCAGCCCCUCCUCCCACAGGAACACAGGUACCGCCUGCACCCAAGACAGCUUCUUUUCUCACACAUGGGGAGACUGGAGCCAAGCCCCUUGUGUCUUUUGAAAUAGGAAGAAAAAUGAGUGUUCAGGAACAUGACUCCUGGACUGGGCUCUUGGGCCCAGUUCAGUGUCUCAUCGCAAAUCUAGGCAUUUUUGCUUCUAUUUUAUUUAAUUUUUUUUUAAAUGAAAAAAAAAAAAAGAAAGAAAGAAAACUGCACUAAUUUACCUGGUUUCGUAGAAGAACUUUUUUUUUAUUUUUUACAUUUUUUGGUGUCCGUUUGUAUUGAAUAAUUUGCUACAUUUGUAAAAUGUAAGAGGUAUAUAAAUAAUAUAUGUAUAUUUCUAAUGUAAGAAACGUAAUUUUUUUCUUUUCAAGAUUUUUUCUUAAAAAGAGGAGAGAAACCAAUAUUUUUUCAGGAAAAACAAACUUUAAAAAAUAGGAACAUAGAACCUUCUCCACCCCUUUCCCCAUCCUCUCUAUCCCUCUCACCCAGGAGCAAAACAAAGGUGGAUAAGCUUGUCAAGAAUGUCAGCUGUCAGUCAAGCUGUCUCUGUCUUGAUGCUGUAGUCUCUAGAGCUCCCCCUAGAGAUGGGAGCAGGCACUGAAGCAGCCAUAGAGAGGAGCCCGGGAGCGGGGCGACCUUUUUUUCUCUAGCGAAGGAAGAAUGCAGUCAAGACAUUUUGUAUUCAGAACAUUGUGCAAUAUUUUGGAAUGAGACAUUGGUGUGUUUAGAGAUUUAGUUUCAAAACAAAGAUUGAUCAAAUCUGUACAGUUUAUAUUGUUCCAGAUUUUUUUAAGUUUGUAUUAAAAGCAUGAUAUAUAAUAGC